CAGUGUUUCAAGCUUACAGACAUUUUGAUCGAUAAUAUCGGUAACUGAUUGAUACAUUUCCUAGGUUGUUCCUCCUGAGGCAUCCUACCUUCAUGUUCAUGGACAAAGAUGCUAAUUCAGAAAUCCAACUCCCUCCUGGAUUUAGAUUCCACCCUUCUGAUGAGGAGCUAAUUGUUCACUAUCUGAGAAACAAAGUGACAUCAUCACCCCUUCCUGCUUCAUUCAUAGCAGAAAUAGAUCUUUACAAGUAUAAUCCAUGGGAGCUCCCAAGCAAAGCUUUGUUUGGGGAGGAUGAGUGGUAUUUCUUUACUCCUAGAGACAGGAAGUAUCCCAAUGGAGUGAGGCCUAAUAGAGCAGCUGCUUCUGGUUAUUGGAAAGCUACUGGGACUGACAAACCCAUUUUCACUUCCUGUGGGAUGAAGAGCAUUGCUGUGAAGAAGGCACUCGUGUUCUACAAGGGUCGUCCACCAAAGGGAUCGAAAACCGACUGGAUCAUGCAUGAGUAUAGAUUGCAUGAUUCCACGAUCUCCAAUUCAAAGCAAGGAGGGACCAUGAGACUGGAUGAGUGGGUGCUGUGCCGGGUUCGACAAAAGACUAUCAGCCCAAGAAGCCUUUGGGAAGACUCAAAUGAACCCAUUUAUGAACCAACAAGCUACUUUCAACAAAUGAGCGAGAAAUCAAAUCCUGAACCAGUCAAAAACUCUCUGCAUAGUGAAUAUCCAAUGUUGCCUUAUAUUCUGGCUUCUAAGAGUGCUCUGCCUAAUUCUAUUGACAUGGCCUCAAGCUCGAGCUUUGGCUGUAAUGAUGAUGUGAAAGCAUAUGCUUCAUUGCAUGAUGGCAACUUAAAUAAUAUAAUAAUAGGAGCACAGUUCAUAGCACCUGUAGCUGAGGACUUGUUUAAUCCUCUGAAGAGAAGAAACAUUGAAGAGAACGAGUUGGACUUGUAUGCUCCCCUCAAUAAAAAACUAAACGAAGAAGUUGAUGUUGGGAAGCAAAUACUUGAGAAAGAUGUCAACAAAGGCUACAAUUUCAAUAACUUUGACCAGUGGACUUCCAUCAUACAACCCCAAGAGUUUAAUAGCUUGGCCUUUACGAAAUAUGCAUGAAUAGUUUAGGUUCAUAUGUACAUGCUUGUUUGUGUGAAUACGUAGAACCUGUGGAGCUCUUUCUGCAUGGGAUGGAGAUACAGUGAAUUCUAUAUAUGUAAAUAAGAAAGAAUGCAGUUAGUUUUAGUUCGUGCAGUGUGUGAUUAUUCUUUUCAGUAAGCAGAAAUAAUGUAUAAAGGUGAAAUGGUAAGGCAUUUGCUAUACUUAGUUAUAGGAUAUUAUUUUAUUUCAGCUGUGUAUAGGUGAUGGAUGUAUGGGAGGUAGAAUAAAGUGCCAUCAUAGUGCAACUGAGUUGGUGAUUGUAUUAUGAUUUGAGAUUAAUUUAUGGAAUGAAGUAUUUCUUGCAAA
Glycine soja is the source of this 1454-nucleotide messenger RNA. RefSeq names its product NAC domain-containing protein 2-like. NCBI's taxonomy places the organism in Eukaryota, Viridiplantae, Streptophyta, Magnoliopsida, Fabales, Fabaceae. Gene Ontology annotation, biological process: regulation of DNA-templated transcription. Gene Ontology annotation, molecular function: DNA binding. The transcript has 3 exons. The record is from RefSeq and is a predicted model, not a curated record. The coding region runs from base 93 to 1106 and encodes 337 amino acids.